Xenia sp. Carnegie-2017 is the source of this 3804-nucleotide messenger RNA. Its product is annotated as sarcoplasmic/endoplasmic reticulum calcium ATPase 1-like. Gene Ontology annotation, cellular component: membrane. Gene Ontology annotation, molecular function: P-type calcium transporter activity; ATP hydrolysis activity; ATP binding. NCBI's taxonomy places the organism in Eukaryota, Metazoa, Cnidaria, Anthozoa, Malacalcyonacea, Xeniidae. The transcript has 28 exons. The record is from RefSeq and is a predicted model, not a curated record. The coding region runs from base 119 to 3133 and encodes 1004 amino acids. Gene Ontology annotation, biological process: calcium ion transmembrane transport; intracellular calcium ion homeostasis.
GUCCAGCGUGUGUGUGUGUUUCUUCAUGGUUCAUACAUAUUUCCUUGCCACGAUGUUCGCAGCUUGAAUAGCUUAUCUUGGCUAAACGUGCCUACUCCAGGUGUAUCUUGGAUUUAUAAUGGAUUUAGCCCACACGAAAAGUGUGGAGCAAAUGUUUGAACAUUUCAAAGUGAGCGAAUCGAGUGGACUCAGCUUGGAUCAAGUAAAGAUUAAUCAAGACAAAUAUGGCCCGAAUGAAAUGCCUGCUGAAGAAGGCAAACCUAUAUGGCAGCUAGUCCUUGAGCAGUUCGACGAUUUGCUUGUAAAAAUUCUACUUUUAGCUGCAGUGGUAUCUUUUGUGUUGGCUUUAUUUGAAGAUAGUGAAGAUAGAACAACUGCAUUUGUUGAACCACUUGUCAUUUUAGUCAUACUCAUUUUAAAUGCUGUAAUAGGAGUUUGGCAGGAACUAAAUGCAGAAAGUGCUAUUGAAGCUUUAAAAGAAUAUGAACCAGAAAUUGCCAAAGUGGUGAGGCAGAGUAAAUCUGGUGUUCAGAAAAUUAAGGCAAAGGAACUUGUUCCUGGUGAUGUUGUUCAUGUUGCAGUUGGAGACAAAGUUCCUGCUGACAUUCGUGUGACUUCAGUUUUGUCAACUACUUUAAGAAUUGAUCAGUCUAUUUUAACAGGGGAAAGUGUGAGUGUUUUAAAACAUACUGAUGUAAUACCUGAUGAACGUGCUGUCAACCAAGAUAAGACAAACAUGUUAUUUUCUGGUACAAACAUUUCUGCUGGUCGUGCCAUUGGUGUUGUGUGUGGAAUUGGUUGCAACACACAAAUAGGUAAAAUUCGAGACCAAAUGGUAGAGACAAACUCUGAGAAAACUCCAUUGCAAUGCAAACUUGAUGAGUUUGGGGAGCAACUUUCCAAGAUCAUCACAUUGAUUUGUAUUGCUGUGUGGGCCAUCAACAUUGGCCAUUUUAAUGAUCCAAUCCAUGGUGGCUCAUGGAUCAAGGGUGCUGUUUACUACUUUAAAAUUGCUGUAGCCUUAGCUGUUGCUGCCAUACCCGAGGGUUUACCUGCUGUUGUGACAAUAUGUUUGGCACUGGGAACAAGACGAAUGGCUAAGAAAAAUGCUAUUGUUCGAAGUUUACCUUCAGUGGAAACUCUUGGUUGUACAUCCAUCAUAUGCUCGGAUAAGACUGGUACUUUGACAACCAAUCAGAUGUCUGUUUGCAAGUUUUUUAUUUUAGAUGAGAUGAAAGGCACGAUACCAACAUUACAUCAUUUUGACGUCAGCGGUACAACAUACGCACCCAAGGGAAAUGUGACUUUAAAUGGCAAACCAGUAAACAUCCAAGAUUUUCCUGCCAUUGAAGAACUUUCAUUCAUCUGUUCAUUAUGUAAUGAUUCUGGUGUUGAUUAUAAUGACUCUAAGAAAUGUUACGAGAAAAUUGGGGAAGCCACUGAAACUGCUUUGGCCGUUCUUGUUGAAAAGCUAAAUGUGUUUGGUGUUGAUCUCAAAGGGAAAGAUCCUCAUCAGCUUGCCAAUGCAUGUGGCUGUGAAAUUUCAAAGUAUUUCACAAAGGACUUCACGUUUGAGUUUUCUCGUGAUCGGAAGUCAAUGAGUGUGUACUGUCUACCAAAAAAUGGACUACGAGAAAUCUCCCCUAGUUCAGGACCAAAAAUGUUUGUUAAGGGGGCUCCUGAAAGUAUCUUAGAUCGCUGUGAUUAUGUUCGUAUUGGCAAAGAAACUGUACCUUUGACAGAUGCUGUUAAGGAGGAAAUUUUACAUAAUGUGCAAGUUUAUGGAACAGGCGAAAACACAUUAAGAUGCUUAGCCCUUGCCACUAUUGAUAAACCUACAGCAAAAGAGAAAAUGGAUUUAGAAACAAGUGAUGUUACUAAAUAUGAAACUGGUAUGACAUUUGUUGGCGUUGUUGGUAUGUUGGAUCCACCACGAACUGAGGUCGUUGAUUCAAUAAAAAGAUGUCAGAAUUCUGGUAUACGUGUCAUUGUUAUUACUGGUGAUAAUAAGGGUACUGCUGAGGCUAUAUGUAGAAGGAUUGGAGUGUUUGGUAGCAAAGAAAGCACUGAAGGUUUGUCUUUCUCUGGACGUGAAUUUGAUGAUUUAUCAGAGGAAGGUCAACGUGAAGCUUGUAGAAAGGCGAGGUUAUUCUCUCGCGUGGAACCCACGCACAAAAGUCGUAUUGUGGAAUAUCUCCAGGACGACGGUCACGUGGCUGCAAUGACUGGUGAUGGAGUGAAUGAUGCACCUGCUUUAAAGAAAGCCGAAAUUGGUGUCGCAAUGGGGUCUGGGACGGCGGUUGCAAAGACUGCAUCCGAAAUGGUUCUUGCUGACGAUAAUUUUGCAACCAUUGUUGCGGCUGUAGAGGAAGGUCGAGCCAUUUACAAUAAUACCAAACAAUUUAUUCGCUAUCUUAUAUCAUCAAAUAUUGGAGAAGUUGUUAGUAUAUUCUUGACUGCGGCGUUGGGUAUGCCCGAGGCUCUCAUUCCAGUUCAGUUAUUGUGGGUUAAUCUUAUGACAGACGGUCCUCCUGCAACUGCUCUCAGUUUUAACCCCCCUGAUCUGGACAUCAUGGAAAAACCGCCUCGAAAGUCCAAAGAACCGUUGAUAAAUGGAUGGCUGUUUUUUAGAUAUCUUAUUAUAGGAGUAUAUGUUGGUGCGGCUACUGUAGCUGCUUCAGCGUGGUGGUUUAUGUAUUACGAAGGUGGACCACAAAUGAACUAUUAUCAACUGACGCAUCAUAUGCAAUGUAGUAUUGAUAAAAAAUCUUUUGCAAACAUUGAUUGUUCAAUAUUCAGCGAUCUUCAUCCCAUGACAAUGGCUUUGUCAGUUCUUGUUACUAUUGAAAUGUUUAAUGCGCUUAACAGUUUAAGUGAGAACCAGAGUCUGCUCGCAAUGCCUCCAUGGCAGAAUCCUUCUUUGGUGACCGCAAUUUUUGCAUCGUUUUUAAUGCACUUUGUAAUCCUCUACUUUAAUUUUACCAACACUAUUUUCCGUAUAACACCUCUUAACAUGACAGAAUGGAUAACUGUGCUGAAAAUCUCGUUCCCUGUAAUAGUUUUAGACGAAAUCCUGAAGUUUAUAUCGAGGACGUUUAUCGGUGUCGAUCAUCAAAAAGUGAAGAACGAUUAAGGUGCCUUAGAUAAGCUUUAUCGUUGGACAUAAAUACUCAAACAAAAGCAUUGUUUGUUCCGUGUAACUAUAAAACGUUCACUCGAAAAUUAUUUAUAUAUUUGCAAUAUGGUCGUCGGAAGUUGCGUGUAAUUUAUUGAAAACAGGCAAGCACUCGUAAUUUCCUCAAGGAACCAACAUAUUGCAGCCAUCUUACACAGCAGUGGAUUGAAGUAAUGUAACGGGUAAUUCAGCUGUUGGGUUUUCUUUUGUCCAUAAGACUUCUCUAUUAUACCAUCGAUUGAAGAUGUUCUUUUAGGGGUUGAUUAGUUUGAGUUGCUUACGUCGUGUCGGCGAUUUAAGUCCAAUAUUAAACCUUUAGGGUUUUACAUCCGCAUUACAGCGCAUGCGUAACGGGGGGGGGAGUUUACCUCAUUGACCAUUUCAAUGAUUUCAACUUACCAAAAUUACGAUUUAACGUAGCUACGAAACAAAAGCCAACUCAUUGGUGUGUAUGACCAUGUCAUGUAACACAUAAAGCAUUUUCCUAAGCAACUCUUCACAUGUAAUCAACUCCUUAUUUUUAUAACAUAAAACUAUCUUCGCUUAUAACUGUUUUUGCAAUAUGUUAUAAAAUAUUGUAAAUUUAUUUGAAAUUGACAAUUAAUAAAAGGGAUAUUUUAUCAAUGGUA